Molecule: messenger RNA, 4261 nt
Organism: Stegastes partitus (bicolor damselfish)
Lineage: Eukaryota; Metazoa; Chordata; Actinopteri; Pomacentridae
Product: Scm polycomb group protein like 2
Exons: 12
Coding region: 148-2199 (683 amino acids)
Biological process (GO): negative regulation of DNA-templated transcription
Cellular component (GO): nucleus
Molecular function (GO): chromatin binding; histone binding
Source: RefSeq, a predicted model, not a curated record
CAAAAUCCUCACUCGUGUUGCCCUCAACUUAAUUAGAUGUUUUUUUGGUGUUUGAGACUCAUUUUCUCAGAACUGUUCCAGCGCGUAUUUCACCACCUUCAUUCUAACAGUGAUUGUAGUCUGUGUAUCAGAAGCCGCUGAAUUCUGAUGAGCGGUUCAAUCGCCGUUUUGAUUUCAGAUCAAAAAGAGGAGAAGAAGGAGAGACGAAGCAGCAUCACAGCGGGCUCUGCCCUCGACAAAUCCAACGAACCCUUCAGCUGGGAAGAAUAUCUGAGAGAAACGUCCUCCAUUGCAGCGUCACCGACCUGCUUCAAACAGUCCAGAGUUCCUCCCUCCAAUGACUUCAAAGCAGGGAUGAAACUUGAGGCGCGGGACCCUCGCAACUCCAACUCGGUGUGCAUUGCCACGGUGAUGGGCAUGAUGGGAACCCGUCUGCGCCUGCGUCUGGACGGCAGCGACAACACCAAUGACUUCUGGCGGCUGGUCGACUCAUCGGACAUCCAGCCAAUAGGAACCUGCGAGAGGAACGGAGACAUGCUGCAGCCACCCCUUGGUUUCAGGAUGAAUGCAUCCUCAUGGCCCAUGUUCCUCCUGCGGACACUCAGUGGUGCAGAGAUGGCCCCCGCUUCUGCUUUUAAAAAGGAACCAGCCAGCCCUGCAAAAAACUACUUCCAGCCUGGUAUGAAGCUGGAGGCGGUGGACAGGAAGAACCCCUACUUGAUUUGUCCGGCCACAGUGGGGGAGGUCAGAGGUCAGGAGAUCUUCGUCAUGUUUGACGGCUGGCGAGGCGCCUUCGACUACUGGUGCCCGUUCGACUCCAGAGACAUCUUCCCCGUUGGCUGGUGCACCCUGACGAAACACAGCUUACAGCCACCCGGAAACUUCUUUACCCUCCCUGGUGCACUCCUCGCCCCUGUUUCUUCCUCCUCAGCUACACGUCGCUCCUCGUUCAACUCCUCCUCCUCCAUGCAGACUUCAUACCGACUGCCCAACCCCUUACCACCCCUCCCCGUUCGCAAGGGUGUCCGAGGUCGCCGUCCCAAAUCCCAGACUAUUGCUUUGUUGAAAGCAGCGGCCGAGGCUGCGGCGGCGGCAGCAGCAGUAAAUGGAGCAUCACAGAGCCCAGCCAGAACUAGCUCUGAGGCUCCACUGGCCCCCAGACCACACAAGAAGAGAGGGCCCAAGCCUAGGAACAAGAAGAAGGCUCGAGUGGUGCAGCCCCUGGGGGCAUCAUCAGUUACAGCUCCACCUCCUGAGACCAGACUGAGUGCCAGCCAUGUCUCAGUGGACAACAACCUUAGCAACAGCUCAAAUGUAGUUUGCACAGUGUGUGUUUAUGUGAACAAGCACGGUAACUAUGGUCCGCAUCUCGACCGAAAACUAGUGCAGCAGCUCCCGGAUCACUUUGGUCCAGCUCCAGUGAACGCAGUUCUCCAGCAGGCUGUUCAGGCAUGUGUGGACUGUACAUACCAGCCGUCUGUGCUGCUGUCGUUUCUACAGAGCCAGUCCCACACAGGAGGGGAGGUCAUCAGAGUGCGGUCGGAACAUGGUAUCCGCUAUGUGAAGCUGCCCUCCGCCUCCAGUGCAUCCUCCGUGCUGCGGUUCCUGGAGAACAUGUGCCAACAUCUGGAGAGUGACAGUCUGUUCAGCUCGCAGCCAUUUAGUCCCUACAGCAACAACACACGCUUCUACAACAGAGCUAAGUCAGAACCGUUGUCCCACGCAGAGAACGGCCUGUCCAAAGACGACUCCACGAAGGAUCCCACUCCCAGCACUCGGCCUCUUCACACCACAGCCGAUUACAGAGGAGCAAAGAGGGAACGGCCAUAUUACCCUGGACACACACAAACAACACCACCGCCACUACGACGAGUCAGCUCCAACCCGACUGACCCGAUGUGUACGCACAGACGAGUGGAGGCCAGCUCAACAACAGGUCCAGACCAUGUGAAACAGGACAAGGAGGGUUCAGGAAACAACGCGUCUUCUUGGUCAGUUGAUGAUGUCAUUCGGUUUGUGCAAGAAGCUGAUCCCCAAACUCUCGGCCCGCACGUUGAACUGUUCAGAAAACACGAGAUCGACGGCAAGGCGCUGAUGCUGCUGCGAAGCGAUGUCAUUAUGAAGUACAUGGGACUGAAGCUGGGCCCGGCGCUCAAACUUUGCCACCACAUCGAGAAGCUGAAACAGACCAAACAGUAGAGGAUGAAGGCACUCUCCUUUCCCACUGGCGACACACACAAACACGUAUUAUUCUACAGGGACGCGGUGCAGUGUAAAUCCACCUGAACCGGGGUCGCAGCUGCCAGUGAGGACACCGAGGUCAGGUCCCCGGUACUUUUUUUUUGUAAAUUCUGAGGUUUUAGCAACAUAAAGACAGUUUCCACGUUUUGAUCUAAUACAUGGAUGGGUAUUGUAUGAACUGAGGCCAACAAGGAUUUCAGCAGCAUUCCACAGAAUUUUAUUUCUGACGAUGUGAAGAGGACUGUAAAGCAACAUUUAGACCUUCAUGUUGGGAAAAUUUAUAAAAAAAAAAAGAAAAAGAAAAAAAAAGUCUAAUUAAACAAUAAUGUAAAACAUUGAGUAAUUAAAAGAAAAAAGAUUUUACUUCAGUAAAAUCCUGGUGACUGUCCAGACCUGAACAUAUAUUUUUGUUUCAUAUAUACACCACAGUUUCAAGCAGAUACAUAGUACACAAAAUCAACACUUGCAUAGCUGUAAUUGUUAUCAGAUAUCUGAGCAUAGGUAUGAAUUUUGUUCACGUUUGUGUCUUUUUGCCUUAUUAGAAAUAACUGGAGGCCAUAAUUUAUCAAACUUUAUCAAUUUACCUCUACAUUUCCACUUUAACACACACAUAGAAGUACACUGAAGGUUUUGCUAUUUUAACUUUUCAAAUGUCCAGCUGUUAAAACCGUUUUUGUCUCUGGUCAGAAUUUCAGGAUGUACGCGCUGCACUAAAGACUGGGAAAGUCAGUUCAGGUACUGGCAGUGAACGUUUCGCUGCCCCGUUUCUAACAAUGCAAUAACGUUUCUGAAUGGCCGCGUCUGUUAUGGACCGUCAAAUUUGGUUUAUGCAUGCCAGUGAAUGUAUGAAUUCAUGAGCAUUGUUGCUGAGAGGUACUAAACGACAGAAGCGCCUCGCUUAUGUGAACGAAAGGAACUGAAGGGUUUCAUUCCAAAAUGUUGGAGAAGUCUUGUUCCCUGAAGUCAGUCAUUGCAUAAAUAUUUCCUAUUCUUAUGUCAUCAGAUGCUUAAGUUGUUGACAAAGAUCAUAAAUUAACUUUGGCAGAGAGUGGGCACCAAUUUUAUUCUUUUGGUGGCUGUGUUGUUUUGGAAGAAAACCUUUAAUCGGAUGUGAAUCUGCAGUGCAGGCUGUAGAUGUAGGAAAACAGUUACUCAAGAGUUGUUUUUCUUUUAUUACUCUGUCUGUAUGCUGGAAGACAUUCAAGCUGAACAGUCUCAGCUUGAGCACUGAUGUGGCUACAUGAUUGUAUUAUGCUUUGACAGUCACACUAUCCAAUGCACACACAUACACAACAUGUCCACAUACAAUGACUGGAAAACUGUAAGUGUUUUGAAAUCAGAAUAAAACCAACGGAAUUGAAGUUUGAGUGCUGUACAGGAAGGUGAAGUGUUCUUUCCCGAGAGAGUACACAAUGGAGAAGCUUUUUUGUAUAAAGUUAAGCUAAAAGGUUGUUUUUGUUUUUUUUUUAAAUAUCAUUUUGUACUGUAACAAAGUGUAUCAACCUGUAUCAAGCGUAAGUGUAAUCAGUUUUUUUCUGCCUGAAAUAGUUUUUGUGUGCACCAUCAAAUAACUACCUACAGGAUGAUAUUGUGUCUGAGUAAUUAUUCACAUGUCUCAAAGUAUUUAUCUGUUUUCGAUGGCAGAAAUAAUCCAUUUUCUGAACAUUUCAGAAUCAUUUUCAAACCAAAUCAUGUCUGUUGUAGCUGCAUUUCACACUGUUGCUCUCCUGUAGUGGUAACAAGUUGAUACUUGAAACCGUCUUGCUUUAAUGUGAAACUCAGGUUUUAGUAAGGGUUGUUUCUUCUUAGAAGAUGUUUUACGUCAUUAGCAUUUUGUGUUCAUUACUACAACAUAGAGGGACUGCACAAUAACCAACUAUGUGUAUUUUUUAUGCCUUGUCAUCUGUCGCUCUGCAGCAUUUCAUGUGUAUAUAUAUGACUUUUUACUGUAAGUUCAACAAAAGAUGUUUGUUAAAUAUGUUUGAUAUGCGUUCACACAAUUAAACAUUUCUUUACAUCA